GCUAUACUCUGUCAUUGUGAGAAUAGGAAUUAAAUUUUCUAACCUAAUACAAUAUUUCUUUUUUAAAUAAAAAAAUUAGUUUAUUAUAAACAAAUAAAUAAUUUUUUUUAUUAUUAUAAUGGCAGAAGCAAUGCGUCAAACCGUAGCUGGAAUGUUAAAAGGCAUUGAAAGAUAUAAUCCAGAUCAUUUAGCAACUCUAGAAAAAUAUGUUGAAAUACAAUCAAGAGAAAAUGCAUAUGAUUUGGAGGCUAAUUUAGCAGUUUUGAAACUGUAUCAAUUAAAUCCACAUAGAUUUAACAUGGAUAUCACAUGUCAAAUAUUAUUAAAAGCUUUAACAAAUCUUCCUCAUACUGAUUUUGUUCUUUGUAAAUGUCUUCUCAGUGAACGAAUUAUGCAAGAAAGUCCUAUUAAUCAAAUUAUGUAUUUGGGAGAUAUUUUAGAACAAUGCGACUUUCAACAUUUUUGGGAUAGAGUCCUUUCUAUGUCUGAUCUUUGUGAUAGAAUUGUAGGAUUUCAAGAUUCUAUAAGAAAAUUUGUUUGCCAUGUAGUAGGAAUCACAUUCCAAACAAUAGAUAAAAGUCUUCUAGCACAACUUCUUGGAGGUGUUGAUGAUCCUACAUUAAAACAUUGGGUAAAAAAAUAUGGAUGGAAAGAAGAAAGCAAAUCUAUUAUUUUUAUCGCCAAUCAAGAUGAAAAUAUCAAGACAAAAAAUAUUACAGAAAAAAUAGAUUUUGAAAAUGUUGCUGGUUUAAUGGCUGCUUGUCUAUGA
Messenger RNA from Apis florea (little honeybee), 769 nucleotides. It is a transcript of the gene eIF3k, whose product is annotated as eukaryotic translation initiation factor 3 subunit K. NCBI's taxonomy places the organism in Eukaryota, Metazoa, Arthropoda, Insecta, Hymenoptera, Apidae. Gene Ontology annotation, biological process: regulation of translational initiation. Gene Ontology annotation, cellular component: cytoplasm; eukaryotic translation initiation factor 3 complex. The record is from RefSeq and is a predicted model, not a curated record. Gene Ontology annotation, molecular function: translation initiation factor activity; ribosome binding.